GAUAAAAAUUUAAGGUUAGCAGUCACUUCGCUCCGUGCUUCUUUGGAGAUUGAAUUUCGGUCCACAUGACUCCAUUUUGUUUGGAAGUUUUGGGAAUUGGAAACAGAAGCGUUUGUCACUUUUGUUUGUGAACGUAUUUUAUUCUUUUGGGUUUUAUUUUGUAAUAAAGAAACCCUCAUUAGUUGAACGCAUUUGUUUGUUCAAAUUGUAUUAUCAAAUUUGUUAAAAUGGUGGAUAAAAUUGAAAUGAGUUUAGACGAGAUUAUAAAGAAGUCGAAAGCAUCAAAAAGAGGCCGUGGUAGUGGCGGAGGCGGUGGUGCAAGGAGAUCAAAUCCGCAACGCAGUAACAGUUUUCGAGGCUCUAAUAGAAACAGUCGGGGAGUUCAAAGGGGCAGAAACCGCGGCGGUAUUGCGAGACCACAAAAUUUACCAUUUUCAAAAGGUGAUGUGAACAGUGCAUGGAAACAUGAUAUGUUCGAUGGGUUCGGUGGAAAAAAAACUGUGAUGCGACGAUCUGAUGGUGCAGCAAGUGUAGGGCCCACAAAAUUAAUGGUGUCAAAUCUAGAUUUUGGUGUGUCUGAAUCUGAUAUACAAGAACUAUUCGCAGAAUUUGGACCUUUGAAAAGUGCUUCUGUACACUAUGAUAGAUCAGGGCGAUCUUUAGGUUCUGCUGAUGUUGUUUUUGAACGCCGCACUGAUGCAGUAAAAGCAAUGAAACAGUAUAAUGGUGUGCCAUUAGAUGGAAGGGCCAUGAAUAUACAGCUUACUACCUCUGAAAUACCAUCUUCUACCCGACCACGAAUGGGAUUCUCUGAUCGAAGUGAUAAUAAACGAGGGUUUGAAAAUAGAGGAAAUAGAAGCGCAAACACGAGGAAUAAUUUCAGAAGAGGUCGCGGAGCAGCUAGUGGGAGAGGUGGAGGGCGAAAUAAUUCUAGAGGAAAUGCACCAACUGCUGAACAACUGGAUGCUGAGUUAGAUGCAUAUGUGAAAGAAAUAAAGUAAAUUGAGUGCAUAAUUGACUGUACAUAGAUAACAUACAUUUAAAAUAAUCUUAUGACAUUUGAUUGUGUUGACAUUAAAGAACAUAUAUUGAAA
Ctenocephalides felis (cat flea) is the source of this 1094-nucleotide messenger RNA. RefSeq names its product THO complex subunit 4-like. The record is from RefSeq and is a predicted model, not a curated record. Gene Ontology annotation, molecular function: mRNA binding. NCBI's taxonomy places the organism in Eukaryota, Metazoa, Arthropoda, Insecta, Siphonaptera, Pulicidae. The transcript is spliced from 4 exons. Gene Ontology annotation, biological process: mRNA export from nucleus. Bases 228 to 1001 code for a protein of 257 amino acids. Gene Ontology annotation, cellular component: nucleus.